AUGGCCACCAACACCCGCUUCUCCGUAGUGAGAUGCAUUGCGAGUAUCGCUGCGGUUUUCUUCGCCUUGUUCUCCCAAGUCCUCUCGGAGACUGUCGAGAGAAACUUUACCGUCGGCUGGGUUACCGCUAAUCCGGAUGGCGCAUUCGACCGACCCACGAUCGGAGUAAAUGGGGAGUGGCCAAUUCCCUUGAUCAGAGCUACGGUCGGGGACACGCUCAUCCUCAAUGUCUUCAACGACCUCGGGAAUGCGAGCACGAGUCUUCACUUCCACGGAUUUUUCCAGAAUGGUACCAAUUCCAUGGAUGGACCUGCAGGAGUGACGCAAUGCGCGAUCCCACCUGGAGAAUCAUUUACGUACAACAUCAAGUUCACCCAACCGGGUACAUAUUGGUAUCAUGCUCACAAUGAUGGCCUAUACCCCGAAGGUCUUCGAGGUCCUGUUGUCGUCCAUGAUCCAGAGGGCCCGUACGAAGGUCAAUACGAUGAUGAGAUCGUCCUGUCGUUUUCUGACUGGUACCACCGGUCGGUCCCCAGCUUAGUGGCCGAUUUCAUCAGUUUCAAGAACCCGACCGGUGCAGAGCCGGUGCCAGAUUCGGCUCUCAUGAAUGACACGCAGAAUUUGAAGAUCAAGGUCGAGCCCGGAAAGACGUAUCUGAUCCGCAUGGUAAACAUAGGUGCAUUUGCGGCUCAUUAUGUCUGGUUUGAAGACCAUGAAAUGCGCAUCGUCGAGGUUGACGGUGUUUGGACGGAAGCAGCCGCGGCAAAUAUGAUCUACAUCACCCCUGCUCAGAGAUAUAGCGUCCUCCUCACGACCAAGAACGAUACGUCGAAAAACUACCCUGUCGUUGGUGCUAUGGACCAGGAUCUCUUCGACGUCAUCCCCGAUGGUCUGAAUCCCAACGUUACCGGUUGGCUGGUAUACGACGAGAACAAGGAACUUUCCAAACCUGUUGAGCUGGAUGAGCUUAAUAGUUUUGAUGAUUUCGACCUCGUUCCAUACGAUAAAGAGGAGUUGUAUGACAAUGUGGACUAUUCAUUUUCGCUCGAUGUCACGAUGGACAAUCUCGGUGACGGAGCCAACUACGCUUUUUUCAAUGAUAUCACCUAUGUCGGCGCAAAAGUCCCAACCCUUUACACCGCCCUCACCGUCGGCUCCAACAACUCCCUAGAUCCGCGGGUUUACGGGACCCACACCAACCCCCACGUCUUAAAGCGUCACCAGGUCGUCGAGCUCGUGUUGAACAACGCUGAUCCUGGCAAGCAUCCUUUCCAUUUGCACGGCCACCACUUCCAGGUCGUCCACCGCUCCGAGGAAGAGGCCGGCACGUACGUCUAUGACGACAGCAUUAGCAUGCCGAAGACGCCCAUGCGACGAGACACCUUGUGGGUCCAACCGAACGGCAAUUUUGUGAUUCGCUUCAGGGCGGACAAUCCCGGAGUGUGGCUCUUCCACUGCCAUAUUGAAUGGCAUAUGGUCCAGGGCCUAGUAGCAACGAUUAUUGAAGCUCCCGAUGCUCUUGAGGGUAUGGAAAUCCCCGAGGACCACCUGAGGGUCUGCAAGGCGGCCAAUAUUCCGGUUGCUGGAAACGCUGCUGCAAAUACCCAAGAUGUCUUCGAUCUCACAGGGGAGAAUGCCCCUGUCGGUCCUCUUCCCAGUGGAUUCACAGCCAAAGGCUACGUCGCCAUGGUUUUCAGUUGUAUUGCGGCCGUUCUAGGAAUGGCGGUCAUAUCAUGGUAUGGUGCGCUGGAUUUGAAGAAGGAGCGAAAGGAUUGA
Molecule: messenger RNA, 1776 nt
Organism: Scedosporium apiospermum
Lineage: Eukaryota; Fungi; Ascomycota; Sordariomycetes; Microascales; Microascaceae
Product: Iron transport multicopper oxidase FET3
Exons: 4
Coding region: 1-1776 (591 amino acids)
Biological process (GO): cellular response to iron ion starvation; reductive iron assimilation
Cellular component (GO): high-affinity iron permease complex
Molecular function (GO): ferroxidase activity; copper ion binding
Source: RefSeq, a predicted model, not a curated record